This is a messenger RNA of Frankliniella occidentalis (western flower thrips), 3836 nucleotides long. RefSeq lists its product as uncharacterized. Gene Ontology annotation, cellular component: nucleus. Gene Ontology annotation, biological process: embryo development; regulation of transcription by RNA polymerase II. Bases 777 to 2834 code for a protein of 685 amino acids. Gene Ontology annotation, molecular function: RNA polymerase II cis-regulatory region sequence-specific DNA binding; DNA-binding transcription factor activity, RNA polymerase II-specific. The record is from RefSeq and is a predicted model, not a curated record. The transcript has 16 exons. NCBI's taxonomy places the organism in Eukaryota, Metazoa, Arthropoda, Insecta, Thysanoptera, Thripidae.
CCAAAUGAUAACAACAAUUAUCCUAUUUUCAUUUUGAUAAUAUCGUCCAAGUAGAGCAAGCAGCACUACUAAUGCACAAAUACACUACCAUCCGAAAUAUAACCUCAGCACACCUUAAGCCCCCUCUACCUUCACCUUGACUCAACGGCACGAAAUUGUCUUGCACUCGUUUGAAAUUUGAAACGUUGUUCAAGUUUCAAGAAAUGAAGGAUUGAAAAUCAGCUGUCACUUGAUAAACAUUGUUUUUGUUUACGUUUUACGAAGAAGAGCGGUAAAUUUUGCGAUUACGCUCUUCCCAUGCCUGUUUUGCGUUUUGUGAUGCCUGCAGUGAAGCUAGAAAUGAUUAAUAAAAUAAAAUUAUCAUUAGGGCGUCUUUCGUUUUCAGACUCAUUACAUUAUGAUUUGAAAUCGUUGCUGUAGUGAAGUUUUGUGUUAUGUGAAAUAUUCACCAUUAUUUGAUUUGAACUUUAAUCUACAAACACCCCUCACAUUUCAUGCCAAAGGUCAAUUCUAAUAAAUUGCCUCAAACAAAUUGGUCACAAGUGAAACUGUUUUGUUAAUGAAAGAAAAAAAGACAUUAGAGAAAUGACUUGGGAUAAAUGACAAAAGAUUCAACAAACGUCCAUACUCAGAAACUUAAACUAUGUCGAUUUACAUCCAUGUCAUUCUUUGAUUCGAAAUAUUUGGGUUUACGAUUCUGUCUUGAAGUUUAACUAUUAGAUGAAAAUGUUGAAGAGGGAGAAUCUGAUGAGUUGCAAGACAUAAGCAACGAAAAAAUGAUGGAGAGUGCCACUGAUGAAAGUUAUGGGAUUGACUUCGACAAAGAAGAACUUCUUGAUGGGGAAGAAGUGGUCAUGGAGGGCCUCCCCAACAUUCAAGAUCAUUCUGAAACCUUACAGGUGAUUCAUUGUGAAGAAGAUGAUUCUGGAAAUGUCUUGGAAGUUGAUCCAAGACAUCGCAAAGUUGAUAAAGAUGAUCCUAGAAGUAGAUUACAUUAUAUUAAAUAUCUUAAGAAGGAAGGCAAACCCAUGAAAAUGUGGGAGUGUGGAAUUUGUGGUAAGGAGUUUCGCCAUCAAUAUACGUUGAUGAGACACUUGCCAACUCACACUGAUGAGCGCAACUACAAAUGUGAAGAUUGUGGUAAAGCAUUUAGACAGAUGAGCACAUUAUCUCAACACCGAGCUAUACAUAGUGACGCUCGACCUUAUGUUUGUGAAUGCUGCAAGAAAACUUUCAACCGAGUGUCAACUUUAAUAUCUCAUCGCAAAACACACUCUGAUAGUAAGCCCCACAAGUGUCCUAUAUGUUUUAAAGGAUUUCACCAGAAAGGCAAUUUAAGAAACCAUGUGUUUACUCACACCAACGAAAGGCCAUACAAGUGUGAGAUUUGUGAGAAAGGCUUUAAUCAGAUGUCUAAUCUAGUUUGUCAUAAGGCUCAUGUGCAUGGUGACAAAUCAAGACAUGUUUGCAAUAUGUGUGGAAGUGAAUUUUUAAGACGAUACGCUCUUCGUCUUCAUCAAGAGUACACACAUGGCAUAGUUUAUCGAGGAAGCAAUAGAGUUCAACUUAAAAAAGCCUUGGAGGAAUCUGAAGAAACCAGAAAUGAUGAUUACAGAGAAAAUAUACCUACAAAGAAGACUAUAAGAUUACUUAAUGUAGAAAAGGCUAACACUGCAGCUACAUCCAGAGCAAAGCAUACAGUUACCAAACAAUCAUCUAGAACUUUGAGUGCAGAGACUAAGGUAUCUCCAUCAUCAGAAGUCAUAAUUGACCCAAUUGAAACUAAAGCUAUGAAGAAUGCUAAAGAUUCUGGCCAGACUACAUUUGCUCUUUUUAAACCUGCUAAAGGUAUACCUGUUCUAGUGAAGGUCAUGCCUGCACCAAAUAAUAAACAGAUGCUGGUUCCUGCUACUGUUGAAGAUCUUAAAUCAGCUGGAAAAAUAACUGUCUCACCAAACUAUGAUUCAGCAAACAGUGGAAGCCCAAUCAAAGCUGUGCAGAUCAAGGUUCCUGUAGUGGCAACAGUCAUCCAAAGAGUGGGUGAAAAUGGUCAACUUACUAUCAGUGUGGAGAGCCCAGGACCAGAGCAAUCACCAGAAACGUUAGCAUCAGAAGAAGAAGGUGGAUUAGAAGUUCUGCCAGAAGAAGCUGAUGAGGUAGGGGCAGUGGAGGUUGCUACCGAAGUUGAAGCAGAAGUUGUGGAAGAUUGUGAAGAAAUGGAUCAAGUGGAGGGAGAGGGUGAAGAGGAAGGCGAUGUUGAAGGUGAAGGAAAUGUGAUACAUUACAUAAAUGAAGAUGGUACCGUCGUAGCUAUGGAUGGUACAGAAGGAGCUCAAGUUCAAUUCCUGGAGGAUGAUGGAACUCUAAUGGAGGGACAGCAAACUGUAAUCAUGCACCCUGAUGCAACAAUAGUCUCUGACAAUGAAAAUGAGCAUCAAACUGAAGAGUACCUCAUUGGAGAUCCUGCAGCGGAAAUAUUGCAAAUGGAUACUGGUGGAGAAAUUCAGUUAGUGAGAGCAAAGGGUGAUGGAACCUAUGAAGUAAUAUCUGAAGAAGAAGCAGCUCUUCUCCUGCAAAAUCAAGAGCAAGCGAUAGAAAUACUUGAAGACAAUAGUGAUGUUCAGUUUCAGCAAAUGCUGGAAGAAGGAGAUGAUGGGGAGAUAUUGGUAAACCAGGGCAACCUCUCUGCUUUAGUCAGUGCCAUUCGCUCUGCAGGUUAUGAGGUUCUACCUGGUGAAGAAGAAGUCCACGGAGAGAUAAAACCUGAUGCACCCUUUACUCUUAAAACUGAGCCAGUUCAAAUGGACUUAGAGGAUGGGGCUGACUACCUUUGAAGUUGCUGAUAUUGGAUGCUGUAUGUGAUACCAAAAGUAGGAUGGAAACAAAGUACCUCAAGAUGCUGCUAUCAUCAUAGGUCCUACAAAGUCCUGCAAGCCCUGUCAUUAGUACAAUCUUGCUGGAACCAACACUAAAAUUUGUUUCAAUUAAACUUAAUAUUUAUUUUACAAUAGGAUCUCCUAUGCCCAUGCAUCCCCAAUCCAGGUGUGGUGUUGCCAUGAUUGAGACUUCAAUAUAAUAUUUUAAGUAGUGAAAACCCUUAACACAAUUCUUAUACGUUCUUUUAAUUGUGAAUUGCACCAACAUUUUGUGAAAACUAUUAUAAAUUUGGGAAGCAUGUUAUUUUGCUGCAUAAUGGUGAAAAAUGCUCUGUAAUUUUAAUUUUAAAAUAAUCAGUAUUCUCUGCCAUUAUCCUUUUUUCCCAAUAUCAAUGCAAAUCCAAUGUUACAAAAUAAGUACAGGUACUGUUGUUUUGUGCUCCAUGUUUCAUAAUGUAUGGAAAAAGUGGUUAUUUAACAACCAGUUUCUAAGUACCGGUAAUGUUUUGUUCUUUUUUUUGUUUUUGUUUUCUUUGAAAUCAAUUUUUUUGACAAUGGUCAGAGAACAAUAUAGUUUGAGCUAUAUUCUCAAACCAUUUUUUAAAAUGCUGCUCCACAUCUCUUAUAGAGCUUUAAGGUUGUAGUGGGACAAAAGUGCAGAUAAGUACAAUAGGUUGUUUGUCUUUAUGUUAGAAUAUUAUAUGAAAAUUUAGAUCUUGUUAAGAAUAUCAGGUCUGUGUUCGUAGUACAUAGCUCAAUGACUGAAAAAAGUGAACUGUCCAUGUAUAAAAUUGAGUUAAAUAUCGAAAAAGAAUUAUAUCUGUUCUCCCUUAGAACUACUGUAUAUCCUAGUUGCAAUACCCCUGUCUCUGGGACUGAAAUAUUGCAAUUCUAGUCAAUUUAUGAAUUUUGUUCACUGAAUUUACAUCGCUAUCAAUACACUUAGCCCUCUUUGAGCAA